GGAACCGAAUUUAUGAAACUAAUACCUGUCAUUCCUACUUUCUUUCUGGGUAUCACUAAGCACUAUAAGUAACCAUUUAAAUCAUAUCAUUAUUAUUGUUAUUUAUUUAUUAUUGUUUCUAUUCCUCUUUUUUCUCACUUCCUCUCUUCUCCUUCGACAUUCAUUCAUUCGUUCAUUCAUUCCUGUGUGAUCUUUCUGUUCGCGUUGCAUUCCAAGGGUGAAAAUGGCUGAUGCAAAAGCAGAUGCACCCUUGGUGCCAUCAUCAUCUAGGAACCUUCCUGAUUUCAAGAAAUCCGUUAGAUUGAAGUAUGUCAAGCUUGGUUACCAUUACCUAAUCUCCCAUGGAAUGUACUUAUUCCUUUCCCCACUUGUGGUUCUGAUUUCUGCACAGCUCUCCACUUUCUCCUUACAAGACCUCCAUGAUCUGUGGCAGCAUCUGCAAUACAACUUGAUUUCUGUUAUUCUUUGCUCGACCCUCCUUGUGUUCUUGUCCACCCUUUACUUUUUGACUCGCCCUCGACCUGUGUACCUUGUCAAUUUUGCCUGCUACAAGCCUGAAGAAUCCCGGAAAUGCACGAAGAGAGUAUUUAUGGAGCACUCCCGGUUGGCUGGCACCUUCACUGAGGAAAAUCUUGCCUUCCAGCAGAAGAUCCUUGAGAGAUCUGGUCUGGGAGAGAACACUUACCUUCCGGAAGCUGUUCUCAACAUUCCUCCCAAUCCUACGAUGAAAGAAGCUAGAAAAGAAGCUGAGACUGUGAUGUUUGGAGCCAUUGAUGAGCUGUUUGCUAAGACCUCUGUAAAUCCUAAAGACAUUGGGAUUCUAAUUGUGAAUUGCAGCCUGUUCAACCCAACUCCAUCGCUUUCAGCAAUGGUUGUCAAUCACUACAAGCUUCGAGGGAACAUAAGAAGCUACAACUUAGGUGGGAUGGGAUGCAGUGCAGGGCUAAUCUCAAUUGAUCUUGCUAAAGAUCUUCUCCAGGCCCAUCCUAAUUCCUAUGCACUGAUCAUUAGCAUGGAGAAUAUCACACUGAAUUGGUAUUUUGGAAAUGAUCGAUCAAAGCUUGUUUCUAAUUGCCUGUUUCGUAUGGGAGGAGCUGCAGUUCUGCUGUCGAACAAAAGCUCCGACAGAAGACGAUCCAAAUACCGAUUAGUCACCACUGUUCGCACUAACAAGGGUGCUGAUGAUAAGUGCUUCAGCUGUGUCACCCAAGAAGAAGAUGAAGCAGGCAAGAUUGGUGUUACUUUGUCAAAGGAUCUGAUGGCAGUUGCCGGGGACGCGUUAAAAACCAAUAUCACUACAUUGGGGCCUCUUGUACUUCCUAUGUCCGAACAGCUUCUAUUCUUUGCCACAUUAGUUGGAAAGAAACUCCUGAAGAUGAAGAUCAAACCUUAUAUCCCUGAUUUCAAGCUAGCUUUCGAACAUUUCUGCAUCCAUGCUGGAGGUAGGGCUGUUUUGGAUGAACUGGAGAAGAACCUGCAGCUAUCUCCUUGGCAUAUGGAGCCAUCGAGGAUGACACUUUAUCGAUUUGGAAACACCUCUAGCAGUUCACUUUGGUAUGAACUGGCAUACACAGAGGCCAAAGGAAGGAUUAGGAAGGGAGAUAGAACAUGGCAGAUUGCAUUUGGCUCAGGAUUCAAGUGCAACAGUGCAGUAUGGAAGGCUCUCAAGACCAUCAACCCUGCUAAGGAGAAGAACCCUUGGAUGGAUGAGAUACACAAAUUUCCAGUGGAAGUUCCAAGGGUAUCUGCCAUCUGAAGGAUGGAAUUUUUAAAUGUUGUGUAUCACCAUUAGGUGUUAGUUGUAAGUUAUUUUUCCUUCUGAUCUACUGUAAAACUUGUGUUUUCAAAGUCAUGUUCAGAUUUAGGAGUUCUAUUUUGCUUUGGGGCAUGUUAAAUCUAAUUGGUGCUUGAGCUUU
Molecule: messenger RNA, 1916 nt
Organism: Arachis duranensis
Lineage: Eukaryota; Viridiplantae; Streptophyta; Magnoliopsida; Fabales; Fabaceae
Product: 3-ketoacyl-CoA synthase 11
Exons: 2
Coding region: 224-1756 (510 amino acids)
Biological process (GO): fatty acid biosynthetic process
Cellular component (GO): membrane
Molecular function (GO): acyltransferase activity, transferring groups other than amino-acyl groups
Source: RefSeq, a predicted model, not a curated record